UUCUUUCUUCACCGAAAAAUUCUCAUCGUUAAAUUCUUAUUUGACUUAUUUCGGUACUCGGUAGCUAUCUCGGCGGAAUUUUUGCUUUAAAAAUGAUUUGAAAAUUUUAUAAAAUUGUACCAGAAGUUCUCCAUUAGUAUUCCUUUUCCCUCAUGUUCAGUUGAACUACCUGAAGUUUAUUUUUCUCGAGUAUUUUAGAAUUGUCAACGUUAAGAUGGUUCGUAAAAAAAUUGAUAACAGAAUAAGAGUUCUUAUUGAGAAUGGUGUGGUUAUUGGACAUAGAACUUUGUUUAUUGUGGUGGGCGAUAAAGGCAGAGAUCAAGUUGUUAUUCUGCAUCAUAUGCUGUCCAAAGCGAAUGUAAAAGCUCGUCCAAAUGUUUUAUGGUGUUACAAAAAGGAACUAGGAUUCAGCAGUCAUAGAAAGAAUAAAAUGAAGAACUUGCAACGUAAAAUAAAAGCCGGACGAGUAAAUGUAAACGAUGAUGAUCCUUUCGAAUUAUUCAUAGCUUCUACAACUAUACGUUAUUGUUAUUACUCGGAAACCCAGAAAAUUUUGGGUAACACGUAUGGAAUGUGUGUCUUACAAGACUUCGAAGCUUUGACGCCGAAUUUGCUAGCUCGUACCGUUGAAACUGUUGAAGGAGGUGGAAUUAUCGUUAUACUUCUUCGUUCGUUGACUUCUCUGAAACAGCUGUACACCAUGAACAUGGAUGUGCACGAACGAUACCGAACUGACGCCCAUUCAGAUAUUGUUGGUAGAUUUAACGAAAGGUUUUUGUUGUCUCUAUCAUCCUGUGAUCGGUGUCUUGUAAUUGAUGAUCAAUUAACCGUGUUACCAAUCGCAUCCAAAGCUUUGAAUGUCGAACCAGUGGAUAAAAGUAAUGUUCUUUUUGAAAGCGAAGAAGAACUCGUUGAAUUGAAAGAAAGUUUGAAAGACACCCAGCCGGUAAGCUGUUUGGUGAAUUGCUGCAAAACCAUCGACCAGGCGAAAGCUGUGCUCAAGUUUGUCGACGCAAUAUCCGAGAAAACUGUAAGCUCCACUGUUUCUUUGACGGCAUCGAGAGGACGAGGCAAAUCCGCUGCGUUGGGUCUAGCAGUGGCGGCGGCUGUUGCCUACGGUUAUUCGAAUAUAUUCGUUACAUCGCCGUCUCCGGAAAAUUUGAAUACAUUUUUUCAAUUCGUUUUGAAAGGUUUUGAUGCGUUAGCCUAUCAAGAGCACUUAGAUUAUGGUAUAGUUCAGUCGACGAAUCCCGAAUAUAACAAAGCUUUAGUUCGAAUCAAUAUUUUCAAAGAUCAUCGUCAAACGAUUCAAUAUAUUCAUCCAAGCGAUGCGCAGAAAUUGAGUCACGCCGAACUCGUGGUAAUUGAUGAAGCCGCUGCCAUUCCAUUGCCUUAUGUUAAAUCUAUGUUGGGACCGUAUUUGGUGUUUCUUUCGUCCACCAUUAAUGGAUACGAAGGCACUGGUCGUUCUCUAUCGCUGAAGUUAUUACAACAGUUAAGAAAUCAAACUGCUCCUCAUAGCACUAAUUCUGAUAAAACUGCUCAAUCUACUAGUGGCCGUUCAUUACACGAAAUAGCACUAAACGAAUCGAUUCGAUAUCGGAAUAAUGACUCGAUUGAAAAAUGGUUGAGUGACUUGUUAUGUUUAGACGCUACUUCCGUUCAACCAAUAUUGAGUGGAUGCCCGCCUCCGGAAGCUUGCGAUCUCUAUUAUAUCAAUAGAGACACUUUAUUUUGCUAUCAUAAAGCCUCCGAAGCAUUUUUACAUCGCGUCGUUGCUCUGUUUGUUGCUUCUCAUUACAAAAAUACACCGAACGAUUUGCAAAUGAUGUCGGAUGCUCCAGCUCAUCAUUUGUUCUGUCUUUUGGGACCGAUUAACGUCAACUCCAAAUCACUUCCUGAAGUACUCUGCGUUGUUCAAAUUUGUUUGGAAGGUCAAGUGUCCAAAUCAUCGAUUAGUAGCGGCCUGGCACGUGGUAAACGAGCAUCUGGUGAUUUAAUUCCUUGGACUGUCGCGCAACAGUUUCAAGACGAAGAAUUUCCUGCUCUGGCUGGUGCUAGAGUUGUUCGUAUCGCUACACAUCCGGAUUAUCAGGGGAUGGGCUAUGGUAAACGAGCUUUAACUUUACUAAAAUCGUACUACGAAGGCCAAAUUGUGAAUCUACACGACAAAACGAAGUUACCCGAAGAAAACAUUGAAAGUGUUGAUGAUUCUAGUAUUGGCUUAUUAGAAGAACGAAUUGAACCUCGCAAACAUUUGCCUCCUUUGUUAUUGAAACUGAACGAACGUCCUGCCGAAGUUUUAGAUUACAUCGGAGUUUCUUACGGUGUUACGGCUCCUUUGUUCAAAUUCUGGAAGAAAAUCGACUUCGUCCCCGUUUACUUAAGGCAAACUGCGAAUGAUCUAACUGGCGAAUAUUCGUGCAUUAUGUUGAGUAUUUUGAAUGCUGGUUCCGAUGAGACGAACGAGAAUCAAAAAUGGCUUUCAGAAUUCUUCACCGAUUUUAGGAGACGAUUUCUAUCUCUAUUGUCGUUUCAGUUUAAAACCUUUCAUCCGUCUUUAGCGCUUAGUAUAGUUACCAACAAUAGCGUUUCUGAUGAAAACCGUAAGAGCUUAUCAAAAGAAGAAUUGUUAAUGUACUUAACAAUGCAUGAUAUCAGACGUUUAGAAAUGUAUUGCCGUAAUUUAGUGGAUUACCAUUUAAUCGUUGACCUAGUUCCGACUUUAGCCAAAUUAUAUUUUCAGAAUAAACUUGGCGAUGUACACCUUUCAGCCGCGCAAGCAGCAAUUUUACUCGGUAUUGGAUUACAGAGCAAAACCGUUGAUAAUUUAACCACUGAAUUAGAAUUAGUUUCGUCACAAUUACUCGGAUUAUUCAAUCGAACAAUCAGACGAAUUGUACAAUACUUGGAUGAGGUGUUGGAAAAAGCGAUAGAGUUGACUUUCGAAGAGUCUCAAGUGCCCGAAAUGAAACCAUUGACCGAAACUGUCGACGACGAUUUAGAAAAAGUCGAAAAGGCUUUGAAAAAGAAACAGAAGAAAGAAUUGCAGAAAUUGAAAUUGGAGAAUUUGGAACAGUACGUUGUAAAAGGCGCUGAAAAAGAUUGGAAUGAUGCGUUACAGAAAAAUGCGGGAAUUGUGUCUAUUAAGAGUAAUGAUGUAUGUGUUUGUAAUUCAACAGCGGUACGAAAAGACAACUAAGUGAAGUAAAAAUACCGGAAGAACCUCCCAAAAAGUCUGUCAAGAAGAAAAAAAAGAAAUAAAAAAUUUUACCACGA
This is a messenger RNA of Planococcus citri (citrus mealybug), 3279 nucleotides long. RefSeq names its product RNA cytidine acetyltransferase l(1)G0020. Bases 215 to 3202 code for a protein of 995 amino acids. Gene Ontology annotation, molecular function: tRNA binding; ATP binding; 18S rRNA cytidine N-acetyltransferase activity. The record is from RefSeq and is a predicted model, not a curated record. The transcript is spliced from 20 exons. NCBI's taxonomy places the organism in Eukaryota, Metazoa, Arthropoda, Insecta, Hemiptera, Pseudococcidae. Gene Ontology annotation, biological process: rRNA acetylation involved in maturation of SSU-rRNA. Gene Ontology annotation, cellular component: 90S preribosome; nucleolus.